AGUCCUGAUUCGGAGCAGAGUCCUUCGGGAAAACGGGAAAUACAUUCCGAAACAGUCUUUCCUGACCCGGAAAUAUUUUUUUAAUAACCCAGAGGAUGGAUUUUUUAAGAAAACAAAAAGAAAGGUAGUGCCUCCUUCACCAAUGACAGAUCCUACCAUGUUGACAGACAUGAUGAAAGGGAAUGUAACCAACGUUCUGCCAAUGAUCCUCAUCGGUGGCUGGAUCAACAUGACAUUUUCAGGAUUUGUAACAACAAAGGUCCCAUUUCCUCUGACGCUGCGUUUUAAACCAAUGUUGCAGCAGGGAAUUGAACUGCUCACUUUAGAUGCGUCCUGGGUAAGCUCGGCUUCCUGGUACUUCUUGAAUGUGUUUGGACUGAGAAGCAUUUAUACUCUCAUCCUGGGCCAAGAUAAUGCUGCAGAUCAGUCUAGAGUGAUGCAAGAACAAAUGACAGGAGCAGCAAUGGCCAUGCCAGCAGAUACUAACAAAGCAUUUAAGACGGAAUGGGAAGCUUUAGAAUUGACUGAUCAUCAGUGGGCCUUAGAAGAUGUAGAAGAAGAGCUCAUGGCAAAAGACCUCCAUUUUGAAGGCAUGUUUAAGGAAGAGCUUCAGACCUCCAUCUUCUGAAUUUGAAAUUAUGCUUUUGUCUUGUAAAAGUCAUUUGAAAAUAAACAUUACUUAAAACCACAUAGUGUAUUUUCACAAGGCUGAGAAUAAAACACCACGUUCAGA
Messenger RNA from Mesitornis unicolor (brown roatelo), 733 nucleotides. It is a transcript of the gene EMC3, whose product is annotated as ER membrane protein complex subunit 3. NCBI's taxonomy places the organism in Eukaryota, Metazoa, Chordata, Aves, Mesitornithiformes, Mesitornithidae. Gene Ontology annotation, cellular component: EMC complex; membrane. The transcript has 7 exons. The record is from RefSeq and is a predicted model, not a curated record. Gene Ontology annotation, biological process: protein folding in endoplasmic reticulum. The coding region runs from base 143 to 628 and encodes 161 amino acids.